Acomys russatus (golden spiny mouse) is the source of this 1539-nucleotide messenger RNA. RefSeq names its product cyclic nucleotide binding domain containing 1 (gene Cnbd1). The coding region runs from base 1 to 1539 and encodes 512 amino acids. Lineage: Eukaryota; Metazoa; Chordata; Mammalia; Rodentia; Muridae. The record is from RefSeq and is a predicted model, not a curated record. The transcript is spliced from 14 exons.
AUGCCUAUGAAUGCUCUUCCAGCAGCUAUUCUGGCUCACAUGGUAGCCAUUAAAAAUGUGCCUCCUCCUCCACUUCGCAGCAUACCGGCCCUGAAACCGAGCAGUAACAUUAACUAUGGUCAGUUGAGUGCCUUAUGCCACAGGAGAGAAGUACAGAGGAGCCGGCAUUCUUCUCUUAAUUUGGCAGCUCACAAUGCAUUCAUCAAGCGAUAUCCUCAAAUAUUCCUGCAUAAAAAACCAGCAUUACCUAAAAUUCCUCAAGAAGUUGAACAAAGGAAGUCUGCAAAUGAAAUAGAAGAAAAGAAACUCCAGCCUGAUGAGUCACACAACAUCGCUGUGUAUAUCAGACAAGCACAUGGUGGCCCUUGUCUAUAUGAAGAAAAAUCCACAACAAAGUUCCAAGAGUUCUUAGACAUCUUAAAGAAACUGCCAGUUCACAGAACAAUCCAUGAACACAACACUGUGUGGAGUAUGCUGAAGAAAAUUCCAGAGUUAGCCUCUCAGCUCAGCGAUGCGCAGCUGAAAAUCCUGAGUAAGAAAGUAGUUACUGAAACCUGGAUCAAAGGCAGCACAGUGACUGGUAAUGAUGGACUUUACAUCAUACUGAAGGGCCUGGCUCGACCUCGUGUAAAGGUUGUAGUAAAUCUGUUUGAAGAUUCCGACUCAAUCAUGUCUACAAUAUGUACGGAAGGAUUUAUUUUUGAUGCAGAUUUAAAGGACCCUACAAAGGCUGUGAUAUAUCUACCUUCUGUGGAAAUAAAGAUGAAAAGGUGGGAUACAUUUGGAUCACUGGAAGCUCCAGCUGCAACUGAAAAGGGUGAAGCACUGAAUUCAAUUGUGAUGGAGGAUGACUGCGAGAUCCUUAAGAUUCCUACAACGGAGUAUAGGAAGUUAAAAUUGAAAAAAGCUAAAAGUGAAGAUGUGCAAAUGUUUAAAUUAAUCCGCAAGUGUCCUUAUUAUGAAAAGUGGCCUACUUUAUAUAUAUACGAUCUGGUGGCAUUUAGUAAAUGGAAAAUUUUUCCUCCAGGUCAUGUAUUAGUUGAAAGUGGAACUGUCAUUUCAUUUGUGGGCUUUAUUAAUUCCGGAUAUUGUGACAUUUAUAGAAAUGUUGUGGGACUUGUACAUCUACAAUUAAACAAAGUGAAAAAAGUUAAGAAACUUGUUUAUAUGGGUAAACUGAAGGAGAAGACGUCCUUUGGUGAGAUUAGUGUUCUUCUUCAAUCUCCCUUCACAUGCACAAUUAUCACUGGACAAGAAGUUGAGAUGACAAUUAUCGAAGAUAAAGACAUAUUCAUGUUGGAUCCUGUGAUCAAAGAACUUAUGAUUCAAACAGCAAAACCAACUUUUGGCCAUCUGACAGAUGAAGAUGUAAAAAAUAAAUAUAUACAAAAGGUACAACAAAAAGAAUGGAGAUCUUUUAAGAAUAAGACACUUAAAAGAACCUUGGAUUAUAAUGGAGUUCUUCCUGGUUUUGGAAAAUGGGAGCAUUACUGGAAAACCAUCCCAAGGAAUCUCAAGGAUACUCUUGUCAGUUAUUAA